UUGCCGCGCGGUUUUUUACCCAGUCCAACAUUGUUUUGUUUGUAAACCUUCCCCAAAAAGUUUAAUUCUUGUUUUGAAACCGUUUUCAUUAAGGGUGAUUCGUUAAAAACUAUCAUUUUAUGCUAUCCGGAAGUACUUUUUCGAUUUGUUAAAAGUUAAAUCAUGUGCUCUCAAUGGUUGAAAAUUCCCUGCCUGUACAAUCAGCUGCAACUCAAAACAACACUCACUGGUGGGCAAAGUUUUCGCUGGAAAAUCCACGAACCAAGCUCUGAUGAAUUUAUCGGAGUUUUCGCCAACGUAGUGUGGAUCCUCAAGCAAACACAAUCGGAAUUGUUGUACAAAAUUGUUGGUGAGCUUCCUUAUCCAAACCCAACGAACCAGGAUGUAUGCGAAGGGUCCCUGGCAAAACGACCCAAAAAAGGAAAAACUUCUGAGCAGGGAAACUUGGCAAAAGUUCGCCUUAAGGUACCCGAACCAGAUUCAUUUUCCGGCAAAGGUAGCAAUUUACUGUAUCCACCGUCGUACUAUGAGCAGUUGCUCCGGGUAUAUUUCCGAUUGGAUGUGGAUCUCGAGGAAUACUACCGGCAGUGGAACAAAUGUCACAGCCACUUCGAGAGCAAUGCUGGGCAGUUCUAUGCCGUCAGGCAGCUGGAUCAGGACCCCGUUGAGAAUCUGUUCUCGUUUAUCUGCAGUCAGAAUAAUCAUAUCUUAAGAAUUUCAAGUUUGGUGGAGAAAAUUUGUAGUAAUUUUGGGGAGCAAAUUUGUGAGUAUGACGGUACCACAUACUUCAACUUCCCCGAUAUGCGAGCACUGGCAGCUCCACAAGUCGAGCAACAAUUGCGUGACCUAAGCUUUGGGUACCGAGCCAAGUAUAUUCAAAAAUCUGCCGAGGAAAUUUUGUCCAAAGGUGGUCUCGAGUGGUUUCACCAACUGCAAAAUCUGAGCUACAAAGAUGCCCACAAAGAACUUCUAACGUUAACCGGAAUCGGUCCCAAAGUAGCGGACUGCAUUUGCCUAAUGUCCCUGAACCAUCUACAGGCGAUUCCGGUUGAUACGCACGUGUUCCAAAUAGCUCGACACUACAUGCCACACGUGGGCAAAACUAAGGGAAUCUCCGGUAAGUUGUACGUCGAGAUCGGGGACAAAUUUCGAGAAAUAUACGGCUCCAAGGCUGGGUGGGCGCAAACCGUUUUGUUUUGUGCCGAUUUGAAUAAGUUCAAGGAAGAUGCCCAAAUAACUUCAAACGGGAAGACAAAAAGUGGCACCGAAAGUUGCCCGAAGACUGAGUUUAAGAAAAGAAAACCAGCUAAAUCUGGAAUCAAAUAGAAA
Molecule: messenger RNA, 1329 nt
Organism: Uranotaenia lowii
Lineage: Eukaryota; Metazoa; Arthropoda; Insecta; Diptera; Culicidae
Gene: Ogg1
Product: N-glycosylase/DNA lyase
Exons: 3
Coding region: 163-1326 (387 amino acids)
Biological process (GO): base-excision repair, AP site formation; nucleotide-excision repair; base-excision repair
Cellular component (GO): nucleus
Molecular function (GO): 8-oxo-7,8-dihydroguanine DNA N-glycosylase activity; damaged DNA binding
Source: RefSeq, a predicted model, not a curated record